This is a messenger RNA of Zeugodacus cucurbitae (melon fly), 739 nucleotides long. Its product is annotated as probable RNA methyltransferase CG11342. Lineage: Eukaryota; Metazoa; Arthropoda; Insecta; Diptera; Tephritidae. Gene Ontology annotation, biological process: negative regulation of pre-miRNA processing; miRNA metabolic process. The record is from RefSeq and is a predicted model, not a curated record. The coding region runs from base 191 to 616 and encodes 141 amino acids. Gene Ontology annotation, molecular function: RNA methyltransferase activity; O-methyltransferase activity. The transcript is spliced from 2 exons. Gene Ontology annotation, cellular component: cytoplasm.
UUUAUAUUCGGUAUUAAUUUGCUAAAUUUUCAAUUGAAUAGAUCGUUAAGUCUACAAAAAUGUAUUAUUAUUCAAACAAUUCAAAUUAUCCUUACCUUACUGUUACAAUGUAAACAGUGUAUGUACAUAUAUACGUGUACAGCUAAACAGCUGUUUAAAGAAAUAAACGCACGGAACUAGCCAACUAAAAAUGGAAUAUCGAAACAAUGAUCCUGGAGCUGUACAAUAUGGAAACUUUAUAAACUACUAUAACUUUAAUAACGCGGCACAGCGUUUAAAAUUAUUACCACGCGAUGUGUGGGUUUGCGCUGAAACGCCCCAAACAAAUGAACCCUACUUGGUCCUCGAUAUUGGCUGUAAUGCUGGAAACCUGACUCAACUGUUGUAUACAUUUUUAAAUGAGUGUGUUGGUGUACAACAUGACCGUAAUAUACAAAUACUAGGCGUUGACAUCGAUUCCGACUUGGUGAAGCGUGCUAAAUGUGCGAAUGAAUUUCCGUCAAAUGUGAAUUACGAGCAUUUGGAUAUUAUGAAUUCGAAUGCCUCUAAUCAAAUUAACGAGCAUUUACACAAAUGGAAUCGUAGUAAAUUUGACGUGAAAGACUUUGUGGCCUAGCUGAAUUACUUGUUGUUGAACCGCAACCGUGGAAAUGCUACCAAACAGCAAUACGACGAAUGAAAAGAGCUGGCGAUGAGUUUCCUCUUUAUAAAGAACUGCAAUGGCGUUCAAAUGUAGAAG